GGAAACCAGAUUUACCAAGAUUACUGAAAAUGUAACUUUUAAUCGUCACUUGGAUCCCAAAAAGAUGGAUCCAUUAAGCAGGCCUGUGGGACAUGCUAGUGCUAAUCAAAGCGCGAUUCAAAGCCCAAGAACACCUUCAAAAUCUCAACUUUCAACCACUUCAGCAGCAGCUGCAUUGCCAGCAAGCAUGAAGACAAACGAAGCAAAGACUUUUAGUUCCAUUACCAACCAUGCCAAUUUGAGUGGCAGAAGCUCUACCCGUUCCAACAGUUUAGAAAGCUCCGGUGGGGCAAACAAGCCCCACACAGGGCGUGAUGUCAGAUGGGAAGCCAUUCAGUUUGCCAUUGCCAGAGGUACAAUCGGUCUUAGCAACUUUAGGCUUCUCAAGCGUCUUGGAUACGGUGACAUUGGUAGUGUCUAUCUUGUUGAGCUUAGAGGGACUAAUGCCCAUUUUGCUAUGAAAGUAAUGGACAAGGCUUCUCUUGCAAGUAGAAACAAGCUGUUAAGGGCACAGACAGAGAAGGAAAUUCUUGGACUUCUUGACCACCCAUUCUUGCCCACUUUAUAUACUUAUUUCGAGACUGAUAAGUUCUACUGCAUUGUCAUGGAAUUCUGCAGUGGAGGUAAUCUUCAUUCUCUUCGGCAGAAGCAACCUAACAAGCAUUUUACUGAGGAAGCAGCACGAUUUUAUGCAUCAGAGGUGUUGUUGGCUCUUGAAUAUCUGCACAUGUUAGGCAUAGUAUACAGAGAUUUGAAGCCAGAAAAUUUGCUAGUUAGAGAUGAAGGACAUAUCAUGCUCUCAGACUUUGAUUUAUCGCUUCGUUGCUCGGUGAGUCCAACCCUUGUCAAGUCUUCAUCUGUGCAUGUAAGCAGCGGCAGCGGUGGUGGUGGUGGCAUUUUGGAUGAUGAGUCUGUGCAAGGUUGUAUGCAACCAUCAACAUUUUUCCCACGCAUACUGCCUGGUAAAAAGAACCGAAAAUCCAAAUCAGACUUUGGAAUCUUCGUUGGAGGGUCAAUGCCAGAAUUAAUGGCAGAGCCUACAAACGUACGAUCGAUGUCAUUUGUUGGCACACACGAGUACUUGGCCCCUGAGAUCAUACGCGGAGAAGGUCAUGGCAGUGCAGUGGACUGGUGGACUUUCGGCAUCUUCUUAUAUGAGCUAUUGCAUGGAACAACUCCCUUCAAAGGACAAGGAAACAGAGCUACAUUAUUCAAUGUUGUUGGGCAGCCAUUGAAAUUUCCAGAAAAUCCACAGGUCAGUAUGGCGGCUCGUGAUCUGAUAAGAGGACUUCUAGUGAAAGAACCCCAUAAAAGAAUUGCAUACAGAAGGGGUGCCACAGAGAUAAAACAGCAUCCAUUUUUCGAAGGAGUGAACUGGGCUCUAGUCAGAAGUGCCUUGCCUCCACACAUACCUGAACCCGUAGACUUCUCACAAUAUGCUAGCAAAGAAGCGCUCCCAGCUGACAAGAAAGGGCCAGACGUUGGUGGUGAUAAGAACGAUGUUAGCCCUCCUGAAAAUAAAAAUGAAUCUUAUAUAGAGUUUGAAUACUUUUAGGAAUAAUUCCAUUCCAUAUUUUGGCCGAUCCAUAACUUGCAAUCUAUGAGAGAAACUGAAAUUGUACAAAGAAAAUUUCUUUAGGGUGUGCCUAA
Molecule: messenger RNA, 1650 nt
Organism: Populus euphratica (Euphrates poplar)
Lineage: Eukaryota; Viridiplantae; Streptophyta; Magnoliopsida; Malpighiales; Salicaceae
Product: serine/threonine-protein kinase AGC1-7-like
Exons: 2
Coding region: 65-1555 (496 amino acids)
Biological process (GO): protein phosphorylation
Molecular function (GO): protein kinase activity; ATP binding
Source: RefSeq, a predicted model, not a curated record